Messenger RNA from Sinocyclocheilus rhinocerous, 3227 nucleotides. RefSeq names its product tyrosine-protein kinase SgK223-like. Gene Ontology annotation, biological process: protein phosphorylation. Lineage: Eukaryota; Metazoa; Chordata; Actinopteri; Cypriniformes; Cyprinidae. Bases 219 to 3020 code for a protein of 933 amino acids. The record is from RefSeq and is a predicted model, not a curated record. Gene Ontology annotation, molecular function: protein kinase activity; ATP binding. The transcript is spliced from 8 exons.
UUCAGUCUGAUCAGAUCAGAGUCACGCAGCGCUGCUGUCUGUGGGUUUCUCCGCGUCUGUUUUCUGUGAAAGAGCGGAAUCACGCGUGUUUCAGCGCAGGUUUACAGGCUGCUGGUCUCCUGUGCCACACACUAUGUGACCAAACACCGUCGUCUGUUCUCAGCUUGUUCCGGCCGGCAGUAGAGUCGAUCAGACGGGAGCUCGAGGUCUGCGUUAAAAUGUCUGCGUGUGGAGAGUUUGCAGAGCACGUGUGGAAACCAGGCUCCUGUAAGAACUGCUUCCAUCCGCGCAGCGCUCACGGACAGACCGGCACGGCGGGAGGCGCUUGUGUCCGAACGAGUCUGAUCGGGGAAGACGAGGAUGGGGUGACGUCUCCCUCUCCGUAUAUCAAACCCACCAUCGCUGUCAGACCCACCAUGAUGAACAUGGACGUCACAGUGGAGGUCAAGACGGCAAUGAAUACAGAACAGAACAACCAGAAGACCUCUGUAGGACUGAAGAAAGCUCUGGAUUUGGCUCCUCUGUACAUCGAUAGCAAUGGAUGUAAUAAAUCUCUCAGAGAAACCAUAAUACAAAACGGCACCUCCGUAAAGAAGUUCUCCCCAAACGUUUGUUCUCCCACUGGAUUAUCCAAAGACUGCAUGGUUAUCAGCAAUAUAUUUAUGAGUCAAGAAGAUGGCUGCGUUCAACACAGUCUGAAAGAGAAUAGGAACAGUGACUCCUAUAGACAGAUGACCAAAGCGGUCAAGAGCACUUACGCCAAUGGAGAUCUAUGUCUUCAUAACGGGACUGGAAACAGUGAUGGAGUUACAAGUCCUCUAAGGGCAUCCGUAGAGGAAAGGCAAGCCAGAACCGCACCAGGGAAUGUGGUCAACGGAUCGUCCAAUGAGACGCCAGGUACUUCACCGUCUCCGAUGACUCCAGACUCCUUCCGCGAAAGCCUAUCAGCCUCGUGCUCCAAUCGGAGCAGCGUGGAUUCGUUAGUGGGACUCCGGAGUCCUCAGAAGUCUCCAAGCGUUCCACCAAACGGGCUUGAGGAAAGUGAGCCGAUCUAUGCUGAGAGCACCAAGAGGAAAAGACGACUCGAUGCUCAAUGCGACGGGAAGGCUCCGCAAUCCUCCGAGUCUGAAACCGAAGUCAACGUAAGCGACAAUCAAAGAGCGACUAUUACUGUCGUCGCCGCCCAUACUGAGAAAAACAACCGGACGUUUUACCUGAGCAGCCCGGAUUCGGCCGUAAGCACUCAAUGGACCCACUUCAGCCCAACCGCGCCCAAAGACCCAUCAAGCCCGGAGUUCACUUGGCCAAAUGCUCCUGAUGCCACUGAAACAACCCAACCCAAGCCUCGAUCCAGUCCCCCAGUUCCUCCUAAGAUCAGCACCCGUCCACCAAGACUUGGUACCUCCAGUCUCUCCUUACCGUUACCCGAGCUCAGCUUUCACGUGGUUCUUCCUCCAAAUCAGAUGACCUCGCAAGUGGACACCAAUGCUCAUGCCGUCCGAAACAAGUCUAACAGCGCCACGAGUCUGGAGGGAUGUAUUGACGAGGUAGAAGAGAAGGUUGAGUCCAAGAGAUUGGGCUCUUGUGGUGGGCUAGGCGACUCCAUCAAUGCUCCUGCUGUUCUGUCCAGAGAAUGGACGAGCGAGAGCAGUGCAGUGCCAGGCACCGCCAACAAAAGCACCAGUCAAAUGCCGGCAGAGGAUGGCAGAGCCAAAGAGAGCUUGCUCUUGAGCCCGUCUCCUCUCAUCCACUCCAGUGUACCCAACACCAGCCGGGAUCCCACGCCACCUCCGCCGCCUCCCAAAAAACACCACCGGGUGUGUAACCGUCUGAGUGGCAGUAAUAUGGAUCUGGAGCGCGUCGGUCAGCAGGGGUCAGUGGAGAAUCUCAGCCAAUCACUGCGAGGACUGAACUGCUGCACCAAUGCAUCCAGCGACAGCCUGCAGGCGCUCUCCGACACCGACUCCACCCUCCACUCCAGCCCCUCCCCUUUCCCCAGCAGCCCGCUUGGCUCCGCCCCUUCGUCUCCGCAGCCCGACGCCUUUCCCUGCACCAGCCUGGCCAAUCAGCUCCAGCCGCCUCCGUUACCACAGAAGAAGCUGGUGAACCGCACCACCUCGGCUCCGAGCGACUCUGGCGUCAAACCGCUCGCCUGUUCUCGCCCGCGUCUGGGGAACGUGACGUCUUGCUCGUCUCCGCAGCUCAACACGCUGCAUCUGCAUGCGCUGCUCAGGAACAUGGACAGCCGCGAGGGCAUCUACUCCAAACUGGGCGGCCUGUACGCCGAGUCUCUGCGGCGGCUCGCGCUCAAGUGUGAGGAGCAUUUCUCCAGCGGCCAGAGGGACACGCUGAGAUUCGACGAGAGCAACUGGUCACUCUUCAAACUCACCUGCAACAAACCCUGCUGUCUGUCCGGAGACGCUGUGUAUUACUCAGCCUCCUGCGCGUCAGACACUCGAAACACAUACGCCGUCAAGAUCUGUAAAGGCCAGGCUCCGGACAGUAAGCAGGUUCAUCUGUACGGUCUUUCGGUGCAGCAGAGCAUCCCGUCUCACUUCAAUCUGCAGCAGGACUGCGGUCACUUCAUCGCCUGCGUGCCGCGGAGCAUGCUACCCAGCGAGGAGAGCGGUCCGGCCGAGCAGGAGCGAGUGGUGGUCAUCACCCGGGACGUCCCGCACCAGAGCGUGGCAGAUUUCGUCCGCGAGUGGGAGUCGUUCCACUGCGCGCAGCCGGAGGUUUACGAGCGGCGCGUGUGUUUUCUGCUGCUGCAGCUGUGCGCGGGUCUGGAGCAUCUGAAAGUGCACGGCGUCACGCAUCGAGAUCUGUGCAUGGAGAACCUGCUGCUGCUGCAGCGUCCAGAUCCACAGCAGCACAGCCUCCCGCGCCUCCUCAUCAGCAGCUUCACCAAAGCCAAGCGCCGCGAUGCAGACCAGCUGAAACGGCUCAAUGCAGACGACCCAUUUCUAAAGCGGGAUCACGCCCGGCUCGCGCCUGGCUCCAGAUCAACACUGUUUGUCUGACUGUCAGAUCAGACGCAUUGAAACACUGUGUGUACUUCACUGGAAUCAAACACCAGCACAGACGGACGGAGCCGCGACCAGCACUUCAUUUCACCUUUACUAAUGUUUCUUUGGAUAGAGUUAUCAUUGCUUACAGAGAGAAACUCAGCAUGUCUGAAAUGUACAGAUCACUUUUCACCCCAAAUUUAAAAAGGGAUAUAUAUAUAU